Messenger RNA from Phaedon cochleariae (mustard beetle), 2742 nucleotides. The record is from the annotation of a GenBank genome assembly. NCBI's taxonomy places the organism in Eukaryota, Metazoa, Arthropoda, Insecta, Coleoptera, Chrysomelidae.
AUGGAACUUGAUAUGGUACUAUUGCUUGGACUCUGGCUUCUGAAAGUUAUCCAAUGCUUGCCUGAAACAAUACCAAUCGGAGGUCUCUUCCAUCCUGCCGACGACAAACAGGAAAUCGCUUUCCGGUACGCCAUUGAGAAGAUCAACGGCGAUCGCUCCAUCCUGCCGAGAUCGAAGCUCAGCGCUCAGAUCGAGAAGAUUCCACCUCAGGACAGCUUCCAUGCCUCCAAAAAAGUGUGUCAUCUGCUCCGGAUCGGCGUGGCGGCCAUCUUUGGUCCCCAGUCCGCCCACACGGCCAGUCACGUGCAGUCAAUCUGCGACACGAUGGAGAUGCCCCAUUUGGAGACGCGCUGGGACUAUCGGCUCCGCAGGGAGAGCUGCCUCGUCAAUCUGUAUCCCCAUCCCACCACUUUGUCCAAGGCAUAUGUAGAUUUGGUGAAGGCAUGGGCCUGGAAAUCCUUCACCAUUAUCUACGAAAACAACGAGGGGCUGGUGAGGCUUCAGGAAUUGCUGAAGGCGCACGGCCCCUACGAGUUCCCCAUCACAGUGAGACAGUUGGGAGAAGGGUCCGAUUACAGACCAUUGCUGAAGCAGAUCAAGAACUCAGCAGAGUCACACAUCGUGCUGGACUGUUCUACACCAAGAAUAUACGACGUGCUUAAGCAAGCUCAGCAAAUCGGCAUGAUGAGUGACUAUCACAGCUACCUCAUCACUUCUCUGGACUUGCAUGGAGUCAACUUGGAGGAAUUCAAAUAUGGAGGCACCAAUAUCACGGCGUUCCGCCUGAUCGACCCCGAUGGUCCGGAGGUGCAUAAAAUUCUCCGGGACUGGAAUGUGGGCACGACUGACACGCGUAACAGGAAGGGGGAGGCUCCCCCCAUCUAUAGGGAUAAUAAUACGUUCGUGAAGGCAGAGACGGCGCUGAUGUACGACGCUGUUCACUUGUUCGCCAAGGCCCUCCAUGACCUGGACACCAGCCAGCAAAUCGACAUCAAGCCCCUAAGCUGUGACGUGGUCGAUUUCUGGCCGCACGGAUACAGCCUCAUCAAUUACAUGAAAGUGGUGGAAAUGAGAGGACUGACUGGUAUCAUCAAGUUCGAUCACCAAGGUUUCCGAAGUGAUUUCGUUUUGGAAAUCAUUGAGCUCACCAGGGAGGGGCUGAAGAAGAUUGGUACCUGGAACUCUUCGGAGGGUGUCAAUUUCACCAGGACAUACGGGGAGGCUUACACCCAGAUCGUGGAGAUCAUUCAAAACAAAACGUUCGUUGUAACCACUUUGUUGAGCGCCCCCUAUGUGAUGCGCAAAGAAGCUAGCGAGAAGUUGACAGGCAAUGCUCAGUACGAGGGCUACGCUGUCGACUUGAUCCACGAAAUAUCCAGAGUGCUGGGCUUCAACUACACCAUUAGGCUGGUGCCAGACGGCAGGUAUGGAUCCCUCAACAGGGAUACCAAGGAGUGGGACGGACUCAUCAGAGAACUGCUGGACCAAAAGGCGGAUCUGGCCAUUGCCGAUCUCACGAUAACCUACGACAGGGAACAGGCUGUGGACUUCACGAUGCCCUUCAUGAAUUUGGGCAUCAGCAUAUUGUACAGGAAGCCUAUCAAACAGCCUCCCAAUUUAUUUUCGUUCCUAUCUCCCCUAUCGUUGGACGUGUGGAUCUACAUGGCCACCGCCUACUUGGGAGUGUCAGUGUUACUCUUCAUUUUAGCCAGGUUCACCCCGUAUGAGUGGCAGAACCCGCACCCCUGCAACCCCAAUCCCGACCACCUCGAGAACCAGUUCACCCUCUUCAAUUGCAUGUGGUUCGCCAUCGGCUCGCUCAUGCAGCAAGGAUGCGACUUCCUGCCCAAGGCCGUCUCGACUCGCAUGGUGGCCGGCAUGUGGUGGUUCUUCACCCUCAUCAUGAUCUCCUCGUACACGGCCAACUUGGCCGCUUUUCUGACCGUGGAAAGGAUGGACUCGCCCAUAGAGACGGCCGAGGACCUCGCCAAACAGACGAAGAUCAAGUACGGGGCGCUGCGAGGCGGCAGCACGGCCGCCUUCUUCAGGGACUCGAAUUUCUCGACCUACCAAAGGAUGUGGGCCUUCAUGGAAUCCCAGCGACCGUCGGUGUUCACUUCCAGCAACCAGGAGGGCGUCGAACAAGUGGUCAAGGGCAAAGGCAACUACGCCUUCCUCAUGGAAUCCACCUCCAUCGAGUAUGUCAUCGAGAGGAAUUGUGAGCUGACGCAAGUAGGCGGAAUGCUGGACUCGAAAGGAUACGGGAUAGCGAUGCCGCCCAAUUCUCCGUUCAGAACAGCGAUAAGUGGCGCCAUUUUGAAAUUACAAGAGGAAGGAAAACUGCACAUUUUGAAAACUCGGUGGUGGAAGGAGAAGAGGGGUGGUGGAAAAUGUCGGGAUGAAACUACGAAGACGAGCAGCACGGCCAACGAGCUGGGAUUGGCCAACGUCGGUGGUGUCUUCGUCGUCCUCAUGGGGGGGAUGGGGGUGGCAUGCGUCAUUGCAGUAUGCGAGUUCGUAUGGAAGUCGAGGAAGGUCGCGGUAGAAGAAAGGCAGACUUCUUUGUGCGCUGAAAUGUCCUCUGAGUUUCGACACGUCUUGUGCUGUCGAGGUUCAAAUAAACCGGUAAAAAAAGAGAAGAAAAGAGCUUGUAGCCCCACCACCAUUAUCGAUGACGGUAUCUACCAUCCUCCGGGAUCUUUUACCACCUUUGGAUUCGUCACCAAAGAUCCUCUUGAUUAA